AUGAAAACAGCGCUAGGAUCGGAUGACCUAACGAUCAUAUCAAUAAAGAAGUCAGUACUUCGAGGAGGUCACUACCGAGACUUGAACGAAUUUAUUUCGAUCUCCAAGGAUCAGGACGGUUGCCAGGACAUAGCGAACGAGAACGUAGCGAUUACGGAUUUUGCGCGGGAACUCAAACGGAACUUGUCGCACAAUCUGGGUCAAGCGAACCUGAAGCAGCUGGCACUAUUCUAUUCGGGUGCAUUGCAAGACUAUUUGGCUGCUGGUGAAGACAAGAAGGUGAAAACGCAGAACGUCGACGGCAGGAAGCUGAACAGAAGUCUUGCGGAAGAGGAAUCGCCCAUCAUCUCAAGAACCGCAGUAGCGUUAGCCUUGACUCACUGCGAUGAUCGAACGCUUACGAAGAUAGAGCGAGAGUACAGAUCUCAAUCGGGAAAAACAAAAUCACCGGAGGAUCUCCCGCUCGAUCUAACGAAGUUCCUUUCAAUCGCGACGCUGGAGGCGGCGAAGACGAGCAAAAAGAGCGUUGGAGUAAGGAAGGUCGAAAGCGAACCGAAGAGUGAGGUCACGGAGGAGGUGAAGUUCAUAAAAUCGAAGCAAGGCAAGAAGGGGAAAAAGGAUGACAAGAAGAAAGGGGAAGGUCAGAACGUCCAGAAAAGAGAGGACGAAAGAAGCCAAAACGAGCCGGAAAAACCGCCCUGCCCCUACUUCAACACGGUGGUAUUUCACACGGAGGGAUGUAGAUGCCGCAACAAGUACAUUACAAGCGAACGAAAACACUUCGAUGGUAAGGCAAGACAGGAGAAAAGAGAUGAGAGGAAGGGCGAAUCGCUGAAACAAGUCACAGAAUCAUCGAGUGUCUACAGCGCGCUGAAGCUGAGCGAAGAUGAUCUUUGA
Messenger RNA from Oikopleura dioica, 897 nucleotides. The record is from the annotation of a GenBank genome assembly. Lineage: Eukaryota; Metazoa; Chordata; Appendicularia; Copelata; Oikopleuridae.